CGCGAAGACACGAAGAGGCUUCAGCUCUUCAAGGCUUCAGGUCGUCACUAGGCUUCAGGUCUUCAAGGCUUCAGGUCGUCACCAGGCUUCAGGUCUUCAAGGCUUCAGGUCGUCACCGGGCUUCAGGUCUUCAAGGCUUCAGGUCGUCACCAGGUUUCAGGUCUUCAAGGCUUCAGGUCGUCACUAGGCUUCAGGUCGUCAGCAGGAUUUCAAGGCUUCAAGGCUUCAUGUCUUCAGAGGAAAGUCACCCGAGAUUGCCAGCACACUGAGAUUAACAUGGAAUGAUUUGUGUAUAUAGUUGGACCACGACCCCUGCCGCAACAUUAACAUCUUCAAGCAGACAAUAAAUCCUUGUCCGCUACGGCGAAAUAGGGGCCGGGAACCAUGUAGUUAUAUGGUGCUUGUGCGGGGUUCAUCUCAUCACACCUGCGAUUCAUGUGAGUAGCACCAGCCUGCAUCAGGCUUUGGUGAUUUCGAACCAUGGUACUUGCAAAACCGAUUUCCAUUUCCGGGAGCUCGGGGGGGCCAAGCAUUCCGGGAGCUGGAUGGUAUCGUCCAAGGAGCAAACCAUGCCAUGCAUGAUGGUGCAAACAAGAUACGUAUUUGAACGUGUAGACCUGAGUGGCAAGGAGAGUGUUCUAACUCACCUCCCUGCAGCUUCGCAACCAUGUCAGCUUCUUUUCGCUGUACAUUGUAGUUCUCACCGGCCUCCGGCCGCCGAUGCCGAUGAUGAGGUCUUUGGCUUCAAUGUCUUGGGAUUGUCAAAGGCACAUGCUUCCAACCCAGUGCAACACAAUAGCCGUGUGCUCGGCACUUUGGUGCACGCGAUAUGAUCCGAUAUGCGGUCUCUCAUGAUGGUUUGCAGACCAUAUUCACACCCAUUGUUUGAUCGCACUCUCGCCUUCUCCUUGACGUUUUGGACGACUUUGGACAGCCCAUUUUGGACACCCACCUGCAUGGUACAUGUCACAACUUGGCAGAUAUGAGGCCUGGACCUUGGCCAUGUGGCCGCCCGAGUGCUUCAAGCCACCCUCCCUGCAGCCAGUGGAACAUCCAUUGCUCAGCCGCCGGGAAGAAGCCUCCCGGAUCCGCAUCAUUGGCAAGGAGCGUGCUUUGGCCGUUUGGCGUGUCACCGACACCCGGAUUGCGGUCAGAGCUGGCCCCCAUGCGCAGGCGCAGAUCGUGGAUGUCUUCUACAAGGGUGACGAGGUCCUCGCCACCGGUGCGGAAGGCCCCUGGCUACGAAUCGCCCAGGAGAGCUGGCCCAACCCUGCAGAUGCGCCCGAGGAGGCUUGGGUACUCCAAGAUGGAAGAGCCUUCGGCCUCGGCUUGCUCUUGCAGCAGGUCACUGCGCCCAGAUAGAACAGCAGUGCAGCGGAGCUUGGAGAGGAAAAGAAGGAAUUCUGGUCAGGAGUCAGGACCGUAC
Molecule: messenger RNA, 1426 nt
Organism: Durusdinium trenchii
Lineage: Eukaryota; Dinophyceae; Suessiales; Symbiodiniaceae
Source: the annotation of a GenBank genome assembly